This is a messenger RNA of Plasmodium cynomolgi strain B, 2937 nucleotides long. Its product is annotated as protein phosphatase 2C. NCBI's taxonomy places the organism in Eukaryota, Apicomplexa, Aconoidasida, Haemosporida, Plasmodiidae. Gene Ontology annotation, molecular function: protein serine/threonine phosphatase activity. The record is from RefSeq and is a predicted model, not a curated record. The transcript is spliced from 3 exons. The coding region runs from base 1 to 2937 and encodes 978 amino acids. Gene Ontology annotation, biological process: protein dephosphorylation.
AUGAAUAAGCCAUACGAUAAAACAGUGAAAGACAACCCUAUUUAUGUAUACGGAAAGAUACAUGAUUUAGUGGAAGAGCUAAAUAGAUAUCAUCAAAAAUGUUACAUAAAUAAUGAGAAAAAUGUAGAUCUGUGGAAGGAGUUUAAGUACAAGAAGAAGAAAAGGUUCCAGUUCCUUUCGGUGCUGGAUUAUUAUGCGAACGUUAGGAACAAGAAAUGGGAAUUCGACAUCAUUCCAAUUGUAUUUAAUGAGGAGUAUGAGAUUUUGCAUCUAGGUGUUUCGAUGCUUUUCAAUGACAGUUUUUCGGAGGAGUAUAAAAAGGGUAGAUACAACUACAUAGAGCUCUUUAUUUGUAACUUCGAAAAAGAAAAUGUGAAUCAGUGCCAAAGUGAGUGGAUACCAUCGUUGCCUCUCAGAAAUGGACACAGCACAGGUGAUAUUAUGGACUGCCUUGUUAAGGUGGAAGACUUGAAGAUAAUAUACAAGGAGGGAGAGAGCCUCCGUAAAAUAAGCACAGAAAUACCUAGACCGUGUAACACCAGUGAAAGCAAUGACGAAGAUGACGAUAAUACGGAAGGAAGUGUGAUGGCCGCCAUGCAGGAUAGUUACCGUAUGGAGAGAAAAGUCGGGAAGAAGCAAACGGGUUUCCCUUUGGGGGAGGAUUUCUCCAGCCAAGACGAACAGUUCCCAGUUUAUAGCAUUAGAAAUGACUUCAUCGGGGAGGCUAAAUCCCAUUUGAGUAUCGGCGGCGAUGAGGUAGAUGCGCAUCUAUUACUUGCGAGAAAUGUAAACGUGAUUCAAGACAACGAUAUGUCCACGUUGAGGAGCAACCUCAGCGGCGAUAGCGGCAGCAGCGUGCGAAACAGGUUCAUCGCUAGCAAUGACAAGGAGGGGUUAUUCCCUACAGGGUAUUAUUAUAAAAAGGAUGAGGAGAAUAUUUGGAAGGGCGGAAGUAGCAAUAGGGAAGAUUCUUCUACAGAUGGAGGGGGAGCGAUAAAGGCGAGGGUAGGAAAAGAUCGUGAGGGUGCCUACCCCUUCUCUCAUCUCGGAAGUGGUGUUGAAUUCCACAGUAGGGAGACGGAGCGCACGAAUGAUGAUGCGAACCAAGCAGGUAUUCACAAAGUGGCGUACUACGAAAAUGUGAAAAGGGUAAACGAACUGGAGGAGAAGACGUACAUUUCGUCGGAAGGGGGGUCCACGAAGAAAGUGAUAAAUUAUGAGUACCUCUACAGCAGGAGCGAGAGCGAAACGAUGUACUUGGAUUCCCUGAGGGGGAGGAAGCAUCCGACCAACGAGGGCCACUCCGCACAGGGGGACGCCAACGAAUUGGACGCAGCGGAGGAGAGGCCGUUCGCCAGCAGGUGCAGCGUGAGGAGCGGCUACACAAAGAGCAUGCAUACAACCGUGGAGCGGAGUGAGGUAGUACUGGCGGGAAGUCCAGCGGGAGAGGGUAACCACAUUGGAGUGAGUAACCACAUUGGGGAGGGUAACCACAUUGGAGAGGCUAACCACAUUGGAGUGGGUAACCACAUUGGGGAGGCUAACCGCUCCGGGGCAGUCGCAGCACCGGCGGGAAGAUCCCCCCCUGGCGAAUUCGCACGAUUCACAAAGCACGAGCAAACUACGCAUGUUAAUCAUAAUGAGAUAAUCCAGAGUAGCGACAAGGUGCACAUUGUCGAGAGCGAGGAGUACCGGAGGCACACAUAUACAACGUCGGAGAGCAGGAGCAGCAAUCAUAUAGUGACUGACUUGGACGGGCAGGAAGGCAAGGGUAGCGAAGCCGAUAAACGGAAGGAGUUUAAGAUAGGCUUCUUCAGCUUCAAAGGAAACAGAACGUACAACGAAGACAGAGUAAUCACCAUUAGGGACGUGAACGAGUUCGUGCAGAAGGAGUAUAAGGAGGCGAUCGAGGAGAGGGGAAAUCUGUUGAGUGAGUCCCUCGAGAGGGAGUACUACGACAUGCUGCAGAAGACGCAGAGUGUGUACAGAUCGUUUGGGUGUCCCUCGGUCGAAUCUGCAGCGUCGGGGGUGGCGGCGGGAGUAGAGGAGGCUGGGACGACCCCCCCGCCCUACAUGUACUGCGCCAUCUACGACGGACACAACGGAGAGAAGGCAGUGAACAUCAUCCAGAAGUUACUGCAUCUACACGUGCACACCUACUACAUAAAUGGUAAUGGAAUGUCUAACUCGUUAAAGUAUGCCUUCCAUAAGAUGGACGAGCAUUUGUGUAGAAAGACAAUAAAUAAUGAAGAGGAUAAUCACUCCAAUUUUUCCAGUGGAAGUACAGCCUGUGUGAGUGUGAUUUUCAACCACAUGAUGUAUAUUGCGAACAUAGGAGAUAGCAGGUGUGUGUUGAGUAAAAAUGGGAGGGCAGUUGUCGUAACGGUAGAUCACAGAGCUGGAGGAAAUAAAAAGGAAGAGGAGAGGAUUAUAACAUCUGGGGGUAUGUUAGACGACGAAGGGUAUUUAGGUGGCUGUUUAGGAGUGUGUAGAGGGUUUGGCUCGUUUGAUAAAAGGACUAGAGAGAAAUUAAAAGGUCUUGUUUGUGAACCGGACCUAUUUCAAAUAAAUUUAACGGAGGACGAUGAGUUCCUGAUUAUAUGUUGCGACGGAAUUUUUGAUGUGAUGACUUCUCAGGAAGCGGUGAACACCGUGAGGGCUUCCCUGGUGGAGAGUUCUGACCCUACUGUGGCGGCGGAGGCUCUAUGUCAGUUGGCUUACAAAAGGAAGGCCCUGGAUAACCUCUCCGUCGUCGUCGUGAUUUUUCAGAGCCCCGAGAUGAAGAAGAAGGCGCAGUCCAGCGAAAGCGCCAGCUUGUACGCCGGCCAGGCGGGCCGCAAUGAGGUUUUCCUCUCUGAAGAAUUUGAUAGGCCCGUGAAGGGUGUAGCGGUGCAGCCGAAAAGGUUAAAAUAUGCCAAGCGGGAAGCGACCAUCUAA